ACAAGCUGGGGGCGGCGGCGCGGGCAAGGUAGCGGCGGCGGCGGCUUGCCCCGUGCGGAACUGCGGAUCCGAGCGGCAGCCCCGGACGGGACGGGACCCUGGGCCUUUUCCUUUUCUUUGCUGGGCUGGGAAAGCUGGGCCUUUACAAAGAAAUCGGCCAUCCAAGAGGAACUGCGCGAUUUUCGCAUCCCACGCCCGUGCACUCGACGGCAGGCGCAGGCGCUCCAGCAGUUCCUGUCCUGGGCUCGCGGCGCGACGGGUCAAACCCUAGGCAGCCGGCUGCCAGCGCCGAGCCGCCGAGGGAAUCGGGGCGGCAUCGCGCGGCCAGGGCACCAGCCGGCCACCGCAAGCUCGACCAGGGCGCAGGACGGCAGGACCAGAGUUCAAGCUUAAUUUCAUUGCUAGAUAUGCUUGGGCAUGAGCGCCAUGGCUCCGCAGUACCAAGCCGUGACACUGAUUGCUUCUCCGUCUUACCCGAAUGCCAUUGCUUGGUCAAGUGACAAUUUGGUGGCUGUCGCAUCUGGUCACAUUGUCACUAUUCUGAACCCAGCUGCGCUUGAUGGGCCUCGUGGACUGGUUGGACUUCGUUGCAGUGAUCCUUUUCCUAUAGGAGUGGUUAACAGAGAAGAUCUCUUUGAGCCAUGUUUAGUGCCCACUUGCUUAGCUCGUGAUGCCGAACCAUGUACCCGGUCAAUUUCAUGGUCUCCGCAAGGAUUUGCACCUAAUUCUGGAUGUUUGCUGGCUGUUUGCACUGUGGAUGGUCAUGUGAAGCUGUACCGGUCCCCGAUUUGGGAAGUUUGUGAUGAAUGGGUUCAGGUUGCAGAUAUAUCACAAUUGCUGUUUAGCUACUACAAAACUAUAAACUUUGGAGAGGAUAAUGGUUCUCAUUUGACUUCUCUGAAGAAUACAAAUACCGAAGAGACAGAGGUUUUAGGUUCUACAUGUGAAUUGCAAGAUCCUCUUUUUCGCAGGGGUCCUGGACAGAGAAAAAGAAAACCACCAAGAGUUGAUGGUUAUAUUUAUGAUGGCAACAAAGAUGAUUUAGAUGCUUCAAAUGAUGCAGACUUCUCAUUGAAAUCAUGCUCUAAGUCAAAGAAGAAGUCUUCGAAAAAGACUGCAAAACACAGACAUGAACCUGUUUCUGUAAAUGGACAAGGCAGCACAGAAAAUGCCAAAGCAUCAUUGUCCACCAAUGGAGAAAACAAAUCUCUUCCUCUUAUCACGGCGAAGCAGUAUGCUUGCCGUGAUGCAUGUUUGUCUUCCCUCGUUGUUGCAUGGUCUCCACUUGUGUCAUCAAAUGAUAAAAGUUCUUCUUUAUUGAGGCAUUGGUGCAUUCUUGCUGUGGGCUCCAAGUCUGGAAACGUGUCUUUUUGGAAACUAUAUAAGCCAGAAUACUACACAAUAGAUGCUGGCGUGGUUAAUAGUGAUCCAAUGCUCAUUGGGGUUUUGCAAGCUCAUAAAUCAUGGGUCAGUGCCAUAACCUGGGAAGUUUCCUCUGAAGGCUCUUCAAAAUCCUCGCUGCUUUUAGCAACUGGAUGCUCAGGCGGAAGUGUGAAGAUAUGGUUGGCGAAUAUUGAAGGUUUAAAUAGAUGUACAAUUGCAGAAGAAGUGCCCUUUGCAUUAGUUGCUGAGGUCACCACUGAUUUGUCAGCUCCAGUAUCAUCAAUUUCAUUAGCUGUACCUGCCCGGUCUCAGUACGAGGUUAAUUUGGCAAUUGGACGAGUAUCUGGGUCACUGGAAACAUGGAUAUGGAAUACAUGUAGCUGCAAAAUUGAGAAUACUAAUGCAUGCCAUGCACAUGAUCAAGUGGUGACAGGUUUAUCAUGGGGUAUGGAUGGCUAUUGUUUAUACAGCUGCAGCCAGGAUAAUUCUGCACGCUGUUGGAUCUAUCACGGAAACCACAUUGAAGAAAUUCCCGUGCAUACGAAUUUUCCAGAGUCAAAAGAAUCAACAGAUCUAUCAGAAGUCUCUAAUCGAUGCUUUGGUCUUACACUAGCACCUGGAGGACAAAUGAUUGCUGUGGUCCGUGGUUUGGAUCUGAACCUUUUGGACCAGAUGUAUCAAGCCAGGACACAAAAGGCGGUGGUUGAGUUCAUUUGGAUUGGUGGUCAAUUUGUUGGUAUUCCACUAGACAGGAGAAUUGAUGUUUGCAAUACACAGUCUACAAUCUUUUCCUCGAGUAACUUUUUGUGGUGGGGAUCCAACAUUUUGUGGUCAUUGAAGAAAUAUGAAAAUGUUGAAAAGGGACUUGCCUUAUGGGAUGUUGUAGCUGCGCUACAAGGGUUCAAGAAAUAUGCACCCACCUUUCUGGAGACUUUGAUGGAUAUGUGGAUCUCAGCUUUAUUUUCAGGUGAUCCACAGUGUGUUUCUAUCAAUGCUCCAUCAUUUUCAAGGCAUGACAUGCUGCCCAGUGUCAGUUUGCGGAAGCUACACUUACUGAACAUAAUUUGUAGAAAAGUAAUGCUCAGCAAUCAUGCGCAGCUUGGUCCUGAUGCUGAAAAUGGUAAUGACUCGACAACUGAGUUCUGGAACACUCUUUUGAUAAGGAGUGAAAGAGAACUACGCGAGAGACUGGUGGGUUUCACCUUUGCUGCAGUCCUGAAAAGGACAGCAUAUUCGUUCAAUGAUACCUCUACUGAAAACAGCUGGUUUCCUGUCGGAGUUGCCCAAAUGGAUUCUUGGGUAACCAUGAAUGAUGAAGUGCACGACCAGCUCAAGUAUCUCAGAUCUAGGAUCAAAGAUCUAGGAAACAGGAUCAACUCUGCAUGUGGAUACUCCGUUGAAGAAACCUGCCCCUAUUGCUCUGCGCCGGUCCACUUCGAGUCGGCCGAUGUAGCCAUCUGCAGAGACAAGCACACGUUGACACGGUGCAGGGCGUCCAUGAUCUUGUGCUCCGUCCUGCAGCCGGUGUGGCACUGCGUGUGCUGCGGAGGCAUGGUCGACAAGCUGCUGCCGCAGUCAUUCUUCGCCAUGCAGGCGUCCCCUUUGGACGCCAACCAAGACGAAGGAUCGCUCGACCUCUCAGGACCCGCCGUCCCUCUUUGCCCCUUCUGCGGCAUUCUGCUGCAGAGGUCGACGCCGGUGUUCCUGCUGUCCACCUCGCCGGUGUAGAGUUCAGCGAUCAGCUGGCAGCCUCUGUAACCUUAGUACAUUAUGGCUUAGUAAGUACUAGUUUGUCCCUAGUUUGAGGCUGCUUGUGUUAGCGAUGAAAAUGUAACCCUUUGCCGAAAUAAGCCCGCCAUUCGUGGCACCUGGCACGAAUCUUGGUGCUUGGCUUGGUCCGUCAUGUAACUUUUUGUGACCGCUGGUGUAACUCUAAAUAAGAGGAGAGCGGUGUGCCGCUAAGCAUGGCCAUGAGCAAUUAUUGA
This is a messenger RNA of Panicum hallii, 3368 nucleotides long. RefSeq lists its product as uncharacterized. Gene Ontology annotation, biological process: transcription initiation at RNA polymerase III promoter. The record is from RefSeq and is a predicted model, not a curated record. The transcript is spliced from 17 exons. Bases 418 to 3111 code for a protein of 897 amino acids. Gene Ontology annotation, molecular function: protein binding; histone acetyltransferase activity. Gene Ontology annotation, cellular component: transcription factor TFIIIC complex. NCBI's taxonomy places the organism in Eukaryota, Viridiplantae, Streptophyta, Magnoliopsida, Poales, Poaceae.